GUUGGCAGAGGAGAUGAAGGCCAAGGGCAUCGUGCCCAAUGUGGGGACAUACAAUGGUUUGAUGAACGCACUGGCAAGUGAAAGAGACAUUGUUACUGGAUAUGCUCUGCUGGAGGAAAUGACUCGUGCAGGAUUGGCUCCUACAGUGCCUACCUUUAACGCUCUGCUCAGAUGCUGCUCCUCUCCCUUUGAUGUCAAGCGCGCCUUUGCUCUCUACGAGAUGAUGCAGAGGCGGUUCAAGCUCAAGCCGACGCUCCGGACUCGUGAGUCGCUGCUGCUGGCGACCGCAGAGGGCGGGAGGCUGGAUGUGGCCCUCCGUCUGCUGCAGGACGUCCUGGAUGAUGGCCAUCUCCCGCACUCGGCCGUCUAUCUUGGCCUCUUCAACGCCGCCAUCAGGCACGCCGAUCCGCCAGCGGCGCUGGUUGUCCUUCGCGAGCUCGAGCUGACAGGCGCGUCAGUGGCCAACAACGUGUACUGGCGGGCGCUCUCGCUCUUUACCACCCAUUUGCAUGCAGAGGGCACCGCCUUUGCGCUCGACAAGGUCGCGGCGCGGACAGACGAGCUCGUUGCCGCCGCCCAAACGACCGGCGGCUGUCGCAGUCGGCUCGACCGAGGGAUCUUGGCCGCCGUGCUAGACACAGCUGUCGCUUCCGGUGAGCUGGAGCUGGCCCGGGCGGGGUCCGAGCUGUGGCUAGAGGCCGGGUACGAGCCGCGCGAGGCGGAGCUUGCGCUCAUCAACAGCGCUGCGCAGGCGAACGAUGUGUCGACGGCGCUGCGACUGAUGUGCGAGGCCGACGAGAACGGAUGCGGCGAAGUGCUGAGCGUCGAUGAGCUGAUGCCUGUGGUCGACGCCAUUGGUGCCUCGCCCGAGACUGCCGAGGCUGCGUGCGACGUGCUGGAGGCGGCGAUAGCCGAUGGCAGUGCGCCCACCAUUAGUGCGUUCAACGUUAUUCUGCAAGCUUGCGCGCGGAUCGGCGAGACUGAGCGCAUGGCUGCCACGUUCAAGGAGGCUGUGGCGCAGGGCGUGGUACCGACGGCCGAGACCUUUGACGCGCUGCUCCUCGGCUACGCCACGUUUGGGCAGAUGCACGAGGUGGGCUUUUACGACAAGCUCAUGGCCGACUCGGGCUUUUCCCGGUCGCCGGCAUCGUAUGCGGCGCUGCUGUUGGCAGCGGUUCGGUCUGAGACGCUAGAGACGGUCGAGGCCAUGCUGACCGACGCCGCGGCGGCAAAGGUGGCGGUUCCGGUGGUGGCGCUGGAGACCGUGUUCAAGAAGGCGAUUCGCGUCGAGGCGCCUGAAGUCGCCAAGCUCGUUGUUCAUCAUCUCGGGACCGCCGGGCUUACCAUGCCUACCUCGGGCCGCGCUUUUGCGGCGCGGUACGGCGCCGAGCAUCUGCUUCGCGACAGCUAGCUUGAUUAAAGGUCGGAGUCG
This is a messenger RNA of Thecamonas trahens ATCC 50062, 1432 nucleotides long. RefSeq lists its product as uncharacterized. The record is from RefSeq and is a predicted model, not a curated record. The transcript has a single exon. NCBI's taxonomy places the organism in Eukaryota, Apusomonadida, Apusomonadidae. Bases 14 to 1411 code for a protein of 465 amino acids. Gene Ontology annotation, molecular function: protein binding.